AUGACUGCCAAAAAGCGCCGCAAUAAGCGGCCUGCGCUACUUUCCCACAGUCGCCCGACAGUAACGCCCCAAACCAAGUUUGCAUCGCUCUCCUCCAAAGCAACGCGAAACAUCAUUCGGUCUCACCACCAACUGCUAAAAGCUCGCGAAAAGGCCGUAGCCAAGCAAGACCUGGCCCUGGUGGAAAGCUUUGACAGUAAGAUUGCCGCCAAUGGCGGGCUCGAAAGCUACCAGCUAGCAAGCAAGACCGGCCAGUCUCUCGAGCGCGGCGGUGAUUCCAGCGUCGUGUUUCUCGAGUGGAUUCAACCUCUUUUGAAGAAACUGGAGAAGCAGAAGAAGCAGCUGAGACUGCUAGAGGUCGGCGCGCUCAGCACAAAGAAUGCAUGCUCCAAGCAUCCGUCCAUUGACGUUACCCGGAUUGACCUCAAUUCGCAGGAGCCCGGGAUUCUACAGCAGGACUUUAUGGAGAGACCACUUCCUAAGGCAGAUGAGGACCGGUUUCACGCUAUUAGUUUGUCGCUCGUGCUGAAUUAUGUGCCUACCGCCGGUGACAGAGGAGAGAUGCUGAGACGAUGCUGCUUAUUCCUCACUUCUGCUCUGCCUUCUUGUGGUGUGGCAGAUUUCGCCCCUUACCUUUUUCUGGUGCUCCCCGCUGCAUGCGUUUCAAAUUCACGUUACUUUAAUGUAGAGAGGCUUUUGGCAAUAAUGAAAUGCCUGGGAUACAAGCGGUUGGAGGAAAAAACCACGAACAAGCUCAUCUAUCAACUCUGGGAAUACCACCCAGAUUCAUGUAAGAUGCUUACAUUUCGAAAGGAGGAGCUGAACCCGGGGAAGACCAGAAACAACUUUACAAUUACACUCAAUUCUUAA
Messenger RNA from Talaromyces rugulosus, 870 nucleotides. RefSeq lists its product as uncharacterized. The record is from RefSeq and is a predicted model, not a curated record. Bases 1 to 870 code for a protein of 289 amino acids. Gene Ontology annotation, molecular function: rRNA (adenine) methyltransferase activity. Gene Ontology annotation, cellular component: nucleolus. The transcript has a single exon. Lineage: Eukaryota; Fungi; Ascomycota; Eurotiomycetes; Eurotiales; Trichocomaceae.